AUGUCGACCUUUACGUACGACGAGAAACUUGCCCUCAACGAGAUUCGACUAAUUCAGCUCUUUCCGGGAGAAUGGCUCGACGACCUUGAAGCUAGACUAUAUGUGGCCGAUCGAAGUCAUAAGUACCAAGCCUUGUCCUAUGCAUGGGGAAGUUCGAAGCGGUCAAACCAAAUCACGGUCAACGGCAAGAUCCACAAGAUCACAUUCAACCUGGACAGGGCCUUGCGUGCUGUUCGAAGACAGACAGAGCAAACCACUCUCUGGGUUGACUCCAUAUGCAUCGACCAAGAUGAUGCUGCAGAAAAAGGCCACCAAGUUGGCUUGAUGCACGAUAUCUUCGGCUCGGCCUCUGAAGUCACAGCCUACGUCGGAGAUGGCCUAGAUCGAAGCCGCAAGGACUACUCACGUCGUUUUGAGAAACUGGGAGAGAAACCCUUGACGGAUCUCAGGAAUUUGGACAUCUUGAAUUCGGAUCAUACCUGCGAGAAGCACUGGGAUACGCUGAAGAACUCUAAGCCUGGAUCGCUCACGGAACAUGAAGAGAUCUUGUGUCUUUAUAGCCUCUUUGCAUUAUUAUACUUCAACAGUUACGACAUAGAACGAAACCUCAGUGAGUCGCAGCUACAAGUGAUUAUCGAAAGGAUGCGCCUUUUUGCGACAAGCGACUGGUGGAGUCGGAUGUGGAUUGUGCAAGAGGCCUGCGUCGCUCGACGGCUGACUAUGGCUUACGGCCGUGCUCUGCUUCCAUUUCACUACGUCGAGUCAGCCCGAAUGCAUUUGCAGUCACCCAAGAUCAACCAUCCAGAGCUUACCAGAGUUAUUCGCUUCCUGGCCGGCAGAGUAGAUGCGAUCAGUCCUGCUCGCCGCUUGAGAGAGGAGGAAGAGGAGACAAUCGUCGGAGCAACUACAAGCAGCUCUCUGCUGUGGCUUCUCAGAAGAUUCCGCCAUCGCAAAUCCUCGGAGCCGCGAGACAAGAUCUUCGCUCUCCUCAAGCUUGCUGAGGACAUGAAAUCGAAACGGCCAUUUCUACACAACCGGCUGAGCAUCCAGGCUAAUUAUGAGGAUGAUGUCAGUGAGCUCUUCUCUCACGCAACAUUUGAGAUGAUCCGCCACACCGGUCUGCUCUGGAUGACGACACCAGACUUGCUCUCCAAGAGCCGCAUCGAUAUUCCUUCUUGGGUGCCAGAUUGGUCUUCCGAGCACAUGGCUUCUGGUUUCAAUCAGAGACGAUAUCGUCUCCAAGAGGAAGCGUCCUUGGGAUUCAACGCAAGUCGUGCACGGUUUUGCCACCACCCGUUGAACUCAGAGGAUCGAAUUGAGAACUUAUUUCCCCGACAACACCUCGAAGGCCUGCUCAAUGACAACAUAGCCGAAUGGAAGCCUGUUCAUUUCCUACCCACUAUGAUCAAAUAUACCUCGAGCCCGCCGUUUGAAGAGCACAGACAGCAGUCUGCCUUGAUUCUGAAAGGUGUAUCUUGCGGCGUCGUUGACAUUACCAGCCAGGUCAUUCGCAGUGAUCUCUCAAACGUUGGUCAGGCCAUUGCCCAGGUUCAGGCCUUUUAUGGAAGGAAACAAGGGCGGCAAACCCAUCGAGAACCGUUCCUCGAGGCCGUUGCAACCUGCCUCUCCAUGUCUAUGCAGGUCCUCAGUGACGAUGACGGCUCCCUCCGUACACUAGGCCUUGACAGACGACGAGAACUCUCCUACUGGGCCUUCGGGCAAUACGCAGGUGCGCUCAUGCGAAUGGAAAGCAUCAAGGGCGUGCACCGGUACACAAUGGUCGGAAGCUGCUAUGUUGAUGGCAUCAUGACUUGGGGCGACGAAGCGCAUGGCUGGGGAGAUAGCGCUGACGAUAUCGAGGAGCUGGAUUCGAAAUUGAGGCGAAGGCUUCACGCUCCUGAACUUGCUGAAGUCGCGUUUCUUCUCGUCUAA
This is a messenger RNA of Colletotrichum fioriniae, 1932 nucleotides long. The record is from RefSeq and is a predicted model, not a curated record. NCBI's taxonomy places the organism in Eukaryota, Fungi, Ascomycota, Sordariomycetes, Glomerellales, Glomerellaceae.